GCAGAUAAAAAUGUCCUCGUCGCUGCUGAGAGAGAUGGGAGAGCUGCACAUCAACACUCAGACGGGAGAGAGCAGCAGCAAAAGUUUCCUGCUGGUCGAUGAGAACGAAACCUUACAGGUGACGGAGGAGGAACACUUCCUGGAGAAACUGGGAAUACCAGGCAACAAGGCCGUCAAAGUUCUCUCCAUUUUCGGCAACACGGGGGAUGGGAAGUCUCACACUUUAAACGCCACCUUCUUCGAUGGCCAUGAGGUGUUCCACACCUCGGAGACCCAGGACUCUUGCACCGUGGGGGUGUGGGCGGCCUUUGACCCCUCACUGUCCCUCAUCCUGCUGGACACUGAAGGCCUGCUGGGCGCCACCAGCAAGCAGAACCAACGGAUGCGGCUGCUGCUGAAGGUGCUGGCCGUCUCCGACGUGGUGGUCUACCGGACCCGAGCCGAGCGGCUGCACAACGACCUCUUCCGUUUCCUGGGCAACGCCUCCCAGGCCUACCUCAAGCACUUCACCGGCGAGCUGAAGGCCAUGUCUGACCGCUGCGGCCUGGAAGUGCCCCUGUCCAGCCUGGGGCCUGCGCUCAUCAUCUUCCACGAGACCUCCAACACCAAGCUACUGGGCUGCGACUCCCAGACCCCAGGAAGUGCAGAGCAACUGCUCCAGAAGAGGUUCCACCAGCUGGGUUUAAGCACCGAAGCCUUCAACUCCGUCGAGUACGUUGGUACGAGAACCACAAUGCCGCCCACCGACUUUAAUGGGUUCUUGGAGGUGGUGCGCAGACGGGCAAGCAACACAUCAACCCGCUCCCGGAGACCACCCGCUAUCGUCUACAAUGUGUUGAAGGCUCUAAGCAUGAGAUUCAAUGGGGAGAUAACAGACAACCGAUUUGCCACCAGCUCUUUCUUCCCUGAUGAAUAUUUCAGCUGCUCCAAUGUCUGCCUCAGCUGCGGAGCUCACUGUACGAGGAACAUGAACCACAUCAAGGACGACAUCCCACACCACGCAAGCAGCCGGUGUCGCUACACACACCAGUACAACAAUAAGGUGCUGAUCUGCAGGGUGUGCUAUGAACGUGGCUGGGAGGUAGCUGUUAACCCCAAAACCUCUGCAUCGACUGACAGCAAGUGGCUCGGAAUUGCAACUUAUGCCUGGUCAGGGUAUGUUCUGGAAUGUCCGAACUGCGGGAUUAUCUAUCGUAGCAGACAGUACUGGAUCGGCAACCAAGACCCAGAGGGGUCAGCUGUGCGUCCUGAAUUAAAGCACGUGUGGCUGGGGAAUGAGGCGUUCCUGAAGGACAAUAGUAAUGGAGCUCAGUGGGUCCUGGACGGUGUGAACUAUAUGAUCCAGUCAGUCACCGAGUACAGUACAGGCCCAACCAAGGCAAUCACGGCCUGGUUAACGGACCAAGUGGCUCCAGAAUACUGGAGGCCCAACUCCCAGAUCACCGAGUGCUAUCAAUGCAAGAAACCGUUUGAGGACGGAGACCGCAAACAUCAUUGUCGUUGCUGUGGAGAGGGUUGCUGCGAUGCCUGUUCGAGCAAAAGCAUGCCUGUCACAGAGCGAGGGUGGGGUAGCGCUGCUGUGAGAGUGUGUGACGAUUGCUUCAGAACAGGUGGGAACAGCACAGGAAAGGAACUGGAAGCAGCCAGAGAAGGCAAAGGGUUACUGGCUCGCAGGAUUACAGAAGUGGCACAAAGCACUUUGGAUGCCAUGACUUCAGCAGUCGAAUAUCCCCUCGGACUUGUGAAGGAUGUGGCAAGGCCUGAUUACUGGGUGCCGGAUCACGAACUCGUCAAGUGUCAUCGCUGCGAGAAGCCCUUUUCUGGGACAAUGGGCAAACACCACUGCCGGGCCUGCGGCCUAGGCUUCUGCAGCCAGUGCUCCCCGGAACACUGGCCUGUGCCCUCGCGGGGAUGGGACCAUCCAGUCAGGGUCUGUGUGGACUGCAGUGAGAAGAAAGGGGAGCUUUGAGGCCUAGCGGCUCUUCCAGCCCUUUCAUUGAAGCUUCGCAUGUGUGAGAGGGAGAGAGAGCGACGCCGCGAACAAUCUCUUCGUUCUUCAAGCAGGAUUCAGAUUCCAGGAGAGUUUCGCAAGGCGUGUUUCCCCCUUGGCCAAUUCGCAUCUUGUCCCUGCCAGAAUACCGAGUGGUAUCCAUGAUUAAACGCGGUAUGUUGGGUGAGGGGGCGUGGGUGACUCCGGCCUAAUUCGGAUGGGACAACAUGGCCAACUCACUGAGGUACAGGUCUGAGGUUGCCAACUCAGAGUGUAUCACUGGAGGUUCUGUCAUGGGACUUACCAUCUGUCAGCCCAGCCCCUUCUGCUGUUGGCUCCCAUCUUCAUGACGCUCCUGCCCCAUUGACCAAUUGGAAAAUGGGCAGACUCUUGCUCCCCCUUCCUCCCACCCUGAUUGGUCGAUGCUCAAUUUCAGUCAAACUACCUUUUUUCACAAUACCAAUGAUUUUUUUUGUGUGUGUGAUUGAUGAAGUGAAACAGUGCAUCAUCUUUGUAACGCUGCAUGACCUUUCUCCUGGGUCACUCGCUGGAAGUUAAUCUUCAACCCCUGGAGACUCCAGGGAAACCCUGGAGGGGUUGGUAACUCGAAUAGAGGUGCUGUUAAAUAUCGGUCAGGUUCCUGUGUCUGAGGGGAGGGGAACGUUUCACACCCUGACCUGCAAAAAAAACAAGAACCUUGUGUUCACUCAGUGGUUCUAACAAACCAAAAGAGACAGAUUGAGGAACAGGAGGAGGCCUUUCAGCCUCUUGAACCUAAUCCACCAUUCAUUUAGGUGGUGACCGAUCUGCAUCGUAACUCUAUCUACCCGCCUUGGUUCCAUAAAAUGUAAGUGAUGCCUACGUUGUAGAAAGCAGCUCAGAAUCUUUUUUUUUCAUGUUCUGGUAGAUGAGCUUUAAUCAAAUUUGAAAGAUGUGUUUGGAGCUGUGUCCUAAUUUGAAAUGGUGGAAAAACAGGCCUCUCCAACCAAAGACAGGGAGACAGGGAGACAGGGAGACAGGGAGACAGGGAGACAGAGAGACAGAGAGACAGGGAGACAGGGAGACAGAGAGACAGGGAGACAGGGAGACAGGGAGACAGAGAGACAGGGAGACA
This is a messenger RNA of Carcharodon carcharias (great white shark), 3104 nucleotides long. RefSeq names its product zinc finger FYVE domain-containing protein 1. Bases 11 to 1969 code for a protein of 652 amino acids. The transcript is spliced from 11 exons. Gene Ontology annotation, molecular function: metal ion binding. NCBI's taxonomy places the organism in Eukaryota, Metazoa, Chordata, Chondrichthyes, Lamniformes, Lamnidae. The record is from RefSeq and is a predicted model, not a curated record.